This is a messenger RNA of Pyricularia grisea, 222 nucleotides long. RefSeq lists its product as uncharacterized. NCBI's taxonomy places the organism in Eukaryota, Fungi, Ascomycota, Sordariomycetes, Magnaporthales, Pyriculariaceae. The record is from RefSeq and is a predicted model, not a curated record. The transcript has a single exon. Bases 1 to 222 code for a protein of 73 amino acids.
AUGGCCCCUCCUUUGAAACAUUGCAACCAAACAGAAAUGGCAAACCUCUCCUACUUCCUACAAAAUCCUAGGACGUCCCUUCCCCCAUGGGCUGGCCGCUACACCAAGGGGCCAAUACCUGACAAUUUGGAGACUGCCAAGACGUCUAAGAGAUGCUUCGACAACGGGGGCAGAGACCCCCGGGAUGCUUUUGUCACGUUUCUUUUUCAGCUAGGCUGCUAA